AUGGUCUGGACGACCUCGUGUGGAACUGUGCUACCCGCAUGUGGACCAAAGUUACCCACUUGGCGGACGCUUGCCUGUAUCGCCACCUUCGAAGUUCCCUCGGAGUCGUUGUAUACGUUGACGACUCCUAAGCAUCCGCUGGAUGCUUCGGGCGGCUGGCACCAAUUGCCUUGCCUCGCCAGUCGAUCCAAGGCUCGUAUUUCUCAAGCCAUGUCUUCGAACUUGACAGCCAGAUCCAACUGGAUGUUGGGGACAUUGGCGGCCUUCCCGUCGACCAGUCUCACUGGUAUGUCCAGGAUCAUAUCGUGGAUUCAUGUCGAGAACAGUAAACUAUUCGAGGCUGUCGAAGUCUUCGAACUUCACAGCCAGAUCCAACUGGAUGUUGGGGACAUUGGCGGCCUUCCCGUCGACCAGUCUCACUGA
Messenger RNA from Phytophthora nicotianae INRA-310, 423 nucleotides. RefSeq lists its product as hypothetical. NCBI's taxonomy places the organism in Eukaryota, Oomycota, Peronosporomycetes, Peronosporales, Peronosporaceae. The record is from RefSeq and is a predicted model, not a curated record. The transcript is spliced from 3 exons. Bases 1 to 423 code for a protein of 140 amino acids.